This is a messenger RNA of Anopheles maculipalpis, 810 nucleotides long. It is a transcript of the gene Dnz1, whose product is annotated as palmitoyltransferase ZDHHC3-A. NCBI's taxonomy places the organism in Eukaryota, Metazoa, Arthropoda, Insecta, Diptera, Culicidae. The transcript is spliced from 2 exons. The record is from RefSeq and is a predicted model, not a curated record. Gene Ontology annotation, molecular function: protein-cysteine S-palmitoyltransferase activity. Gene Ontology annotation, biological process: protein targeting to membrane; peptidyl-L-cysteine S-palmitoylation. Gene Ontology annotation, cellular component: endoplasmic reticulum; Golgi apparatus. Bases 1 to 810 code for a protein of 269 amino acids.
AUGGCUUUCGUCAAAGAUCCCUGCGGUAUUGUUUGUGUGCUGGUCACCUAUAUGGCCGUCCUGUACGCGGACUAUGUGGUAACGCAUUGGAUAAUACUGCAAACAAUGCCCAACAGUCUUUGGGCACCGUUUCAUGUGGUUGCGUUCAAUACGAUCGUUUUCCUGCUAGCGAUGGCUCAUCUGAAGGCGGUCCUGCUAGAUCCGGGUACGGUACCGUUGCCCCAAAUUCGUAUCGACUUUUCCGACCUUCAUUCGGAGAAAAACUACGGACACGAGCGGGAAGAGUGGACAAUGUGCACACGGUGCGAAACGUACCGUCCUCCAAGGGCACACCAUUGCCGUAUCUGUAAAAGGUGCAUCCGGCGCAUGGAUCAUCACUGUCCGUGGAUUAACAACUGUGUCGGCGAACGUAACCAGAAGUAUUUCCUCCAGUUCCUGAUGUACGUCUGUGCACUUGCCGUUUACUCAGUCGUGCUGAUCGUCAUCUCGUGGCUGUAUCCUUGUGAGGAUUGUCACACAGAUGUGUCCCAAGCGCAGAGCCGCAUGAUGCAUAGCGUUUUGUUGCUGCUAGAAUCGGCCCUCUUUGGGCUGUUCGUAAUAGCGAUCAUGGUCGAUCAGAUGCAUGCGAUCCUGUACGAUGAGACGGCCGUCGAAGCGGUACAGCAGAAGGGACCGUACCGAAUCCAUCGACCGAAGAUGGCCCUACUGGCGGAGGUUUGUGGCCGGGGACAUCCAAUGCUGUGGAUGCUGCCCUGUACGAGCCUUAACCGGAAGCAUCACGAUGUGCCGUUGCUGAGCCACGAUGUGUAA